GUCUAUGAAACGGAUCCGAACGAUGCCAUACGUCAAGUGCACGCGCUGGCGGACGAGAAAGGAAUUGAAGAGAGUGUGCGAAUCGGAGACAUUUACGCAGUGAUGAUCGUUCAUAACGUGCGCAAGUCGAACUUCAAAAAGGUACGCACGCGUAAGUGGAUGCGGCUUACCGCAAAUUCUCUCAUCUCCGUAUGUCUCUCAUUUCAGGCUUACACGCUGAUCGAACAACUGCAGCAGCGUCAGCCUCGUAUCGAUGUGUCACGCUAUGUGAAUGCACAGAUUUUGGACACUAUCUGUGAUGCACUACAGAUCAAACGUAUCACCGCAAUACUGAAUACUGCUCAAGAGGUGUGCUCUGACGAGGACGGCAAUGCGGGAGGGGUCGUGGAAUACAGUCAUGCGAUGAAGCGCCAGUUACAGCAAGAGACUUCUUUCGGAGAAAGUACUCUCCGUCAGGUACUCGACUGA
Molecule: messenger RNA, 468 nt
Organism: Anisakis simplex (herring worm)
Lineage: Eukaryota; Metazoa; Nematoda; Chromadorea; Rhabditida; Anisakidae
Source: the annotation of a GenBank genome assembly